Molecule: messenger RNA, 1671 nt
Organism: Aspergillus homomorphus CBS 101889
Lineage: Eukaryota; Fungi; Ascomycota; Eurotiomycetes; Eurotiales; Aspergillaceae
Product: Zn(II)2Cys6 transcription factor domain-containing protein
Exons: 2
Coding region: 1-1671 (556 amino acids)
Biological process (GO): regulation of DNA-templated transcription
Molecular function (GO): zinc ion binding; DNA-binding transcription factor activity, RNA polymerase II-specific
Source: RefSeq, a predicted model, not a curated record
AUGAAUGAUGCCGACAUCAUAGCUUCUACGCGACAAAAAGGUCGUAUCAAGAGAUCGAAAUUGGGAUGUCGAACCUGUCGUUCUCGUCGUAUAAAAUGCGAUGAAACUCCAGGGGCAUGCAAGAAAUGUAUUUCCACUGGAAGGCAAUGCGACGGAUAUGAUCUGCGCAUAGUGACUCAUAAGCCCUUCUACAAUACAGGUACCGUCAUCCCUCGAGUAACAAUCCCCGGCAUUCUAGCUGCAUUGAAUUCGGAGGAACGACGUGGCUUUGGCUUCUUCCAGCACUGCACAGUCCCGGCGCUAGCUGGCUUCUAUGACUCUGUUCUUUGGGAGCGCCUCAGUUUACAAAUAGGCCAUGCCGAUUCGGCCGUUUGUCACGCAUCCAUUGCGCUCAGCGCCGUACAUUGCGCCGUCCAAGGGAGUAGAAGCGAAAGCUCAACAACCAACGCCAGGGCUAAGGCCAAGGCUCAGAUACAGAGCCAGCUCUGGCAACAAUUUGCCUUUGAGCAGCUGGGACGAUCAUUUAAGCAACUUCAGAAGCGACACACAUCCCAAGACCCACAAUUCACAGUGACCGUGCUCGUGUGCUGUCUUCUGUUCGUGGCAUUGGAAUUCACCCUCGAGCACUAUGAGAAUGCCUUCCAACACCUCUGCAGUGGCCUACAAAUAUUGGAGAACCAACAGAUUCGGGUCGCCAGGGGCCUUGAGCCACCCCUGGAGCCGUGUCUGGUUGAAACCUUCACGCAUCUGGAUAUCCAGGCUGCCUUUUUCGACGUCCAGGGUCGGCCAAUCCUCUCAAUCGAUGAUACCACACUCGACCACACUUACGUGACCAAACAUCAACAAGGUGGGUGCUGGACCAUCGCAGGAAUCCGCCGCGCUAUUGAGCCACUCGCCGGCGCUGUGGUCUGGUUCUGCAGGCGGCGUGUCACCACAGGCUACGAUCAGUCCGCCAUCAGUGACCAGACUCGCAUCCUUGAACGGGUGCUCCGAUUCCUGCAGUUCUUGGACAGCCUCAGUCACCGACCGGGCAGAACGCUCACCAUCAAAGAACGUCGAUGUCUGAAGCUCCUCCAGCUGGAAGCGUACGGGCUGAAGAACGCGCUCCUGACCAUCUCCUUACCGACCCGGCAUCCGCGGUUCCACGAUUUUAGAGAUGACUUCGAGACCGUCCUGUUUCUCGCCACAGAGAUUCAAUGUCAGGGCUCGUCGGACCUUCCACCGAUCUGUCUGGAUCUCGGCGUCGUCCCACAGCUGUAUACCAUCGCGAAGCGUGCCAUUGACGACAGACAGCGGUGGCAGGCGGUCAGGUUGCUGCAGUCUUACCCGCACCAAGAAGGACCGUGGAAUGCCCAUCUGCUGGCUCGAAUCGCCAUCGAGUCAAUAUACCUGGAAUCCUUGUUUGCAGAGAAGCGUGCAGAAGACGCGACAGGCGCUGUGGUAGUCACCGGGCAGAGCCAAAGCAACGGAAGCUUGCCUGGCUUCGGUGGCUUCGUGACUAUCUCACCCGAUCAGCGUCGUGCACGCAUCUCGUUCCGUGUCCAGGGUGUAGAGAAGGAAUGUUCGUUUAACUUAGAUGAUACGUGUCCGGGAACGGUAACUGCCGGUACUUCGAGGAAUGGUCCGCAGCAGGGCUGGCACCGUGUGCUUCCCAGUCACCUGCAGUUGUGA